Messenger RNA from Phytophthora nicotianae INRA-310, 2748 nucleotides. RefSeq lists its product as hypothetical. The transcript has a single exon. The record is from RefSeq and is a predicted model, not a curated record. NCBI's taxonomy places the organism in Eukaryota, Oomycota, Peronosporomycetes, Peronosporales, Peronosporaceae. Gene Ontology annotation, molecular function: protein binding. Gene Ontology annotation, cellular component: membrane coat; clathrin adaptor complex. Bases 1 to 2748 code for a protein of 915 amino acids. Gene Ontology annotation, biological process: vesicle-mediated transport; intracellular protein transport.
AUGGCGAUGCCCACGAUGGCUGCGAUCGCCAAGCGCAUGACUGGCGCCGCGAACGACUCCAAGUUCUUCAGCACGACCAAGAAGGGCGAGACCCAUGAACUGCGCCAGGAAUUGGCCAAUCCCAGUCGCGAGAAGAAGAAAGACGCUGUAAAGAAGGUGAUCGCCAACAUGACCGUAGGCAAGGAUGUAUCCAUGCUCUUCACGGAUGUGGUCAACUGCAUCCAGACGGCCGACACGCAGCUCAAGAAGCUCGUGUACCUGUACCUCAUCAAUUACGCCAAGAGUAACCCGGAUCUAACCAUCCUGGCCGUCAAUACGUUCGUAAAAGACGCCGCCGACCCGAACCCACUCAUCCGUGCGCUCUCAGUGCGCACUAUGGGCUGUAUCCGAGUGGACCGUAUCACCGAGUACCUAUGUGAGCCACUGCGUCGCUGUCUACAGGACGAGGAUCCGUAUGUCCGUAAAACUGCAGCCAUUUGCGUCUCUAAACUCUAUGACAUCAACCCGGAUAUGGUAGAGGAACAGGGUUUCCUCGACAUGUUACGGGACUUGAUCUCGGACUCGAACCCGACGGUUGUCGCUAACGCUAUCGCCGCUCUAUCCGAGAUCUCGGAGAACAGUGGGGGCGCUAUGGCCUUCAAGAUCACCAAGUCGGUGCUACAGAAGCUUCUGGCGGCUCUAAACGAGUGCAACGAGUGGGGACAGGUCUUCGUGCUCGACGCGUUGGCUGCAUACACUCCUGCAGACUCGAGAGAGGCCGAGGGGAUCAUCGAGCGCGUCACACCUCGUCUGCAACACGCUAACUCUGCCGUCGUAUUGUCCGCUGUGAAGGUCAUUAUGAAGUUCUUGGAGAAAGUAUCGGACGCUGAUACGGAGCGCAGUCUGUCCCGUAAGAUGGCUCCUCCGUUAGUGACGCUAUUGUCCGCUGAGCCGGAGAUCCAGUACGUGGCGCUGCGCAACAUUAACCUGAUCGUGCAGAAGCGUCCGGCCAUCUUGGCCAAUGAGAUCAAGGUGUUCUUCUGCAAGUACAAUGACCCGAUCUACGUUAAAAUGGAGAAGCUGGAGAUCAUCAUCCGUCUCGUCUCGGAGCGUAACAUUGAGCAGGUGUUGCUGGAGUUCAAGGAGUACGCUACUGAGGUGGAUGUGGAGUUUGUACGCCGCUCGGUGCGUGCUAUCGGUCGCUGCGCUGUCAAGCUCGAACGUGCAGCCGAGAAGUGCAUUAAUGUGCUGCUGGAACUCAUUCAGACCAAGGUGAACUAUAUCGUGCAGGAAGCCAUCAUCGUGAUCAAGGAUAUCUUCCGGAAGUAUCCGAACCAGUACGAGAGUAUCAUUGCUACGCUCUGUGAGAACUUGGAUACGUUGGACGAACCUGAAGCCAAGGCGUCCAUGAUCUGGAUUAUUGGCGAAUACGCGGAACGUAUCGACAACGCUGAUGAGUUGCUGGAGUCGUUCAUGGAUUCAUUCGACGAUGAGACGGCCCAAGUGCAGCUACAGCUUCUGACUGCUACUGUCAAGCUCUUCUUGAAGCGUCCUAAUGAGACCCAAGAAAUGGUUCAAAAAGUGCUGCACAAGGCCACAGAGGAGUCGGACAACCCGGACUUACGUGACCGAGGCUACGUGUACUGGCGGCUAUUGUCGGCUAACCCGGAAGCUGCUCACGCUGUUGUGUUGGCAGAGAAACCAGUGAUCAGUGACGACACAUUCGCGCUCGAGUCUUCGGUUCUUGACGAUCUGAUUGGUAAAAUCUCGACGCUUGCCAGUGUCUACCACAAGGUCCCAAGUGCAUUCGUUGUCCGUUCAACUGUGUCGGAGCUACGCGAACACCGCCAGGAUGAUGACCACAGCAACGAAGACGAGGACGAAGGCUCCUCCGACCAGCCUGAAGAGGGAGCCACUCAGUCUGAAGGAGCCGUGGACCUACUCGAUAUGGGAGGGUUAUCAAUGGGAGGACCGGCCCCUACCGCUCCAGCACCCGCGAGUGCGAGCUUGGUCGACAUUUUCGGUGCUCCGACACCUCCACCCGCUCCAGUAUCAGGUGGAUCCUCCUCUGUUCAGAAGAAGAUGCUGAUGAAUGCUCAACAAGGAAAGGGACUGCAGAUGACCGGAGCUUUCACUCGACGCAAUGGGACCUUUGUAUUGGACGUAGACUUUGAGAACCAGUCGAAUGCACCGAUCGCCGGUGUGAGUAUCCAGUUCAACAAGAGCACGUUCGGUGUGGUCCCCAUGCAGGCGACCGUGACGUUCCCGCAGCCAUUAGCGCCUGGCCAAAGUGUCAACCAGGUUGUACCCAUGGGUGUGAGUCCUCAGUUCGUCAACGCUUCGGUGGCUCCGAAUCUGAACCUGCAAGUGGCGAUCAAGAAUAAUUCGAGUGGUGACGUCGUGUACUUCCAGUCGGAGUUGGAUCUGUCAGCUGUCUUCACGGAGGCAGGCAGUAUGGCUUCAACCGAGUUCAUCAGCAUGUGGCAGAGUAUUGCAGAGGCCAACGAGCACUACUUUACGCUGGCUACUGGAAGUCGUGGCGUCGAUGCUGUAUCUGAGCGGUUGGGACGCAAUAACGUCUUCUAUGUAGCCAAGCGGCCUAUUGACGGCAAGGAGGUCGCGUACUUCUCGCUUAAAACCAUGACUAAUGUCGUGGCGCUCUUUGAGCUCACAUUCGACAACUCCGGUACCACAAAGGUUUGCCUCAAGCUCGAGCAGAAGGCGUUCAGUGCGCUGUUACAGCAGACAAUGGAACGCUUGCUGGCGUAA